GGUAUAUGCGAACUUCUUCACGACCUGUACAGAGGUGCCUUUCAAAAAUCCGACACGUCCGGACACACAUGAGGCUUAAUAUUGUGAUCCUGGAAGUAUACCAUGGCCGAGUCAUCGUCUACCCGAUCCCCUGAUCGUGGGUAUGCCUGGGUGAUUCUGGGCUGUGGAUAUCUAUCUAAUGUGGUUUGUGGAAUGUUGUACUAUUCCACUGGAGUGGUCAAUACCGCCGUACUCGAUCAGAUGCAGGAGGGCGUCGUCAAGACGUCAUGGGUGGGAUCCAUUCUGCUUGGGACGCUUACACUGACAGGUCCAGUGUCGGGGGGCAUCACGAAGGCCAUCGGAUGCCGGAAGACAACGGUCAUUGGUGGACUCUUUAUAUUUGUUGGUCUGACGGCUGCGUAUUUUUCAAGGAAUGUUGAUUCUCUUAUAUCAUCAUACGGAAUCUGCGUAGGUUUUGGGAUCGGAUGCAUAUCAACAGCAGCAUCUGUAGCUGUGGGGUAUUAUUUUGAAAAGCUUCGACCACUGGCUGCUGGGAUUCUGGUGUCAGGGGCUGGGUUUGGCAUGCUGGUUGGAGCUCCUCUCGUGCGAUUCCUCUUUGAUACCUAUGGGUUGAGUGGCAUGUUCCUCCUGCUGGGUGCUAUAGGAUCUCACGCUUGUGCUGGUGGAAUGCUCAUGAGACCUCCGAAGCACCAGACUACGAGGACCGAUAUAUCCAUCCAAAUUACUCCUGAGAGAGGACCGAAAUGCAAGGCUUUGAAAAGGCUGAGAAAUAUUCUAAGCGAAUUCUGUGAUCUAUUGUCCCACUUUGGAUUUAUGUUUUAUGUGUUAUCAUAUACCCUAUGGUCUUUUGGAGAAUCAGCAUUCCAAGUUCACCUGCCAAAUUAUGUUCAGUCUAAGGGAACAUCGCCACAAAAUGCCGCCAUGUUAUUUACUGCGAUGGGCGUAAGCAGCACCAUAGCCCGGAUACUGACAGGGCUAGCCGGAAAUGACCCUAACAUUGGAACCAUGCUUCUACAUACGGGGAUGUUGGGUUUAGCUGGUGUCAAUGUGAUUCUGAUUCCUGUAUUUUCCAGUACAUUCAAACUACAGAUCAUAGCGUGUCUACUUUACGGACUGUAUUCAGGAGGUCCAAUGGCUCUGCUCAAUCCCAUUUUAGUAGAUCUUCUUGGUGUAAAACGUCUAGCGGCCGGGUAUGGGCUGAAUAACAUGUUUGCUGGAGUUGGACUCCUUUUAGGACCUCCAUUUGCAGGAUUGUUGCUGGAGGCAACUGGAGACUAUGAUUUAUGCUAUUUUCUCGCAGGUGGUACACUUGUGCUUGCUAGCGCUCUAUCCUUCGCUAUCCCAGUAUUCAAAAGCCGGGCUGGCCUCCCUAUCAACGCCGCUACCAGUAUGCAUGUAGGCAGUGACGGAUGUGUCGACUCUGAUCACAGAACUGAAAAUGAGCACCAUUUGUUACCAGAACAGAACACUAACAUUUUAAAAGAAGACAGCAAUGCAGAGAUCAGCAAUCGUUUGUUGUCUGGGACUAAACAAUAAAAUUAUGGCAACGACAAAGGUUCGUGAGAAGCCUAUGGGACUGAA
Molecule: messenger RNA, 1581 nt
Organism: Haliotis rubra (blacklip abalone)
Lineage: Eukaryota; Metazoa; Mollusca; Gastropoda; Lepetellida; Haliotidae
Product: monocarboxylate transporter 9-like
Exons: 6
Coding region: 103-1536 (477 amino acids)
Biological process (GO): transmembrane transport; monocarboxylic acid transport
Molecular function (GO): monocarboxylic acid transmembrane transporter activity
Source: RefSeq, a predicted model, not a curated record